Cygnus olor (mute swan) is the source of this 1641-nucleotide messenger RNA. RefSeq names its product phosphatidylinositol glycan anchor biosynthesis class W (gene PIGW). Gene Ontology annotation, biological process: protein localization to plasma membrane; GPI anchor biosynthetic process. The record is from RefSeq and is a predicted model, not a curated record. NCBI's taxonomy places the organism in Eukaryota, Metazoa, Chordata, Aves, Anseriformes, Anatidae. Gene Ontology annotation, molecular function: glucosaminyl-phosphatidylinositol O-acyltransferase activity. Gene Ontology annotation, cellular component: membrane; endoplasmic reticulum.
CCUUCCCUCCCUUCCCUUCCCUUCCCUUCCCUUCCCUUUCCUUCCUUCCCUUCCCUUCCCUUCCCUUCCCUUCCCCACUGACUCUAUUCAUGCUUCUGAUUUCAGCACAAGAAAGAAGAUGUCACAAAAACAGCUGAAAGAAGCCUUUAUCAGUAACCUGAACGGAACGAGCUUGCUGGAAGUUUCGCUGGGCUUGCCUCUAGCUCCGCUCUGUCUGCUUUGGAGAGGACUCCUCUUGAUUUUGUAUUACCUGCACCAUGGGAAGCCUCUAAGUUCAAGGAAAACAGCCUGCCUGCUGGACUUUGUUGUGCUGGUAUCUCCUCUCCUGUUCUCCUGUACAGUCCUGUCUCCAAUCAUCUUUUCGCCAAGCAUCAUUGCAGCCAUCUGUGCAGGAAUAUUUUCUAAAAUAUACAGCCAAAGAAAACACGAUACCAGAGCACCUUUCAGGCAAAUUGUAAAAGACUUCCAGAAGACGUACUUGGAUUCAGAAUACAUUCCAGCAAUAACUGCGUUCCGUGUUUAUGUCAACGUGCUGACAUCGAUCGGUAUUUUAGCAGUGGAUUUCCCACAGUUCCCAAGGCGAUAUGCCAAAGCUGAGACCUAUGGAACUGGAGUUAUGGAUUUGGGGGUUGGAGCUUUCAUUUUCGGUAAUGCUCUUGUUUGCCCUGAAGUUAGACAAAAGUCAUAUGUGAUGCAACCAAAAUUUUCCCAUCGGCCAAGCAGUUUUUUUUCCAUCUGGCCGUUGAUUUUCCUUGGCAUUGGACGACUCCUUAGCGUUAAAUCUAUCGAGUAUCACGAACAUACUUCAGAGUAUGGAGUGCACUGGAAUUUUUUCUUUACCUUAGCAUUUGUGAGGCUUGCAGCAUCUCUACUUUUAGCCAUAAUUCCAAAAAAUAAAUCUUGGAUUGUGGCUAUGAAUCUCGCUGUACUUUAUCAGCUUAUUCUUAACAUUACCUCUCUGAAGACAUUUGUCUUGCAUGGCAGCAAUGGCAAAGAUACUAGGGUUGGCUUUUUCAGUGCCAACAGGGAAGGCCUGCUCUCUCUCUUUGGAUAUCUAGCCAUAUACAUGGCAAGCGUGCAAGUAGGGCUCUAUCUGAUGAAGCGCAGAAACUCAGUCAAGGACUGGAUGGAAGCAGUCUGUUUCUUACUGCUGACCGUCCUCGUGCUCUUCGUACUUCUUCACUUGUCACAAGCACACGCAGACCCCGUGUCCCGCCGGCUGGCCAAUCUGUCGUACUGCAUAUGGGUCGUUGCUCACUGCCUGACUUUCUUUGUCUUCUUCGUAGUGACUGAUCUCGUGCUGGUGUUCACAAAGCUUCUCGUGAAGGGCUCCAGUGUGCCCUCUUGUUGGAGCAUUGCAAAGCCCCCUAACGCCAGUAAAAAGGAUGAAACGGAGGCUGUACCUAUCAGAAGGGAAAGUGAGCUGUCGCACGCUUGCCUGAUUAGUGCCGUUAAUAAAAAUCAGUUACUAUUUUUCUUGCUUGCAAAUGUUAUGACUGGUAUUGUGAAUAUAACGAUAGAUACAAUCCACAGCAAGACUGCAUUUACAUUAUGUAUACUGCAUUUGUAUAUGUUUUUAAACUGUUUAAUUAUGUAUACAUUGAAUGCCAAAAAUAUAGUAUUAAAAUUUUGGUGAUUCCA